Molecule: messenger RNA, 1053 nt
Organism: Fulmarus glacialis (Northern fulmar)
Lineage: Eukaryota; Metazoa; Chordata; Aves; Procellariiformes; Procellariidae
Product: beta-2-glycoprotein 1-like
Exons: 8
Coding region: 1-1053 (350 amino acids)
Source: RefSeq, a predicted model, not a curated record
AUGCACUCCCUGGCACUGCUUGCGUGCGCAGUUGCUCUGAGCCACUGUGCUCUUGCAGCGAAAGUCUGUCCCAGGCCACCAGAAGUGCUAUUUGCCACAAUUGACGUAAACAAAAGCGUGUAUGACGUGGGUGAGGAAAUAGAAUAUACCUGUAGGCCUGGGUUCGUCCCCAAUAACGGCCAAAGGAAGUACACCUGCCUCCCGACGGGCAAGUGGCCUCUCAAUACGCUGUUAUGCCUACCAAAGAGAUGUCCCAGUCCUGGACCCUUGCAGCAUGGAAAAAUUGAAUUUAUAGAUCUCCACUAUCAGAGUUCUAUAAGUUUUUCAUGUGAUCCAGGUUACAACCUUGUUGGGACGAGAACGAGCCAAUGUAUGGCAGAUGGAAAGUGGAGUGGAACUUUUCCACAGUGUCAACCGGUGACUUGUGCACCUCCCUCGCUUCCUGAAUUUGGAGUCCUUUCUUACCGUCGCUUAAAACCUGGAAAUAUUUCUAAUUUCCUGGACACAAUUACUUUCGAAUGUGUACCUCCCCUCGCACUUAUUGGGAAUGAGACGGCUACCUGCAUGGCCAACGGGAACUGGAGCAGCAUUCCAGAGUGCAAGGUUGUCACAUGCCCCACUCCAACAGGAAUUGAAAACGGAUUCAUAGAGUUUGCUGUUCGUAGAACGUAUCACUAUAAUGAAAGCGUCAGCUUCGUCUGCCAGUCCAGCUACGUGCUGGACGGACCUAAGCAUUCCCGAUGUGAAAAGACUGGUAACUGGUCCACAAAGCCAACCUGUAAAGGACCAUGUAAAAUACCAGUUAAGAAAGCUGUAGUAUUAUACAACGGCGAGAAGAAGAGAGUUCAGAACGACCUCAAGGAAGGCAUUCAGCAUGGUGAAACGGUAUCUUUCUUCUGCAAGAAUAAAGAAAAAUCCUGUGCCUAUACCGUAGCUGUUCCAUGUGUGGAUGGCAACCUUACUCUCCCCGCCUGUUUCAAAGAACGUGGCUUUUUUUCAACUCUUGUGAAGAAGGACCCAUCAGACAUGAAACCAUGCGAAGAUCAGCCAUGA